UUACAUUUACAGUGUAGCAAAAGAGAAAGUAACUAUGUUGCUGCUGGAGAUCAAUGAAGCCAAGUGAAUGGGGGCUGAAUGGGCGAAUCCUUAGCUGAAGCGGAGCGCCAGAUGGUGGAGGGCUACACUUAUUUAUGAAACUGUCUUGAGUUCUUCUUCAAUUGCCAGUUUUCAGCCUCCUCAUGCCUCCGUCUCCUUUAGACGACAGGGUAGUAGUGGCACUGUCUAGGCCCGUCCGACCUCAGGAUCUCAACCUUUGUUUAGACUCUAGCUACCUUGGCUCUGCCGCCCCAGGCAGUAACAGCCACCCUCCUGUCAUUGCCGCCACCGUCGUAUCCCUCAAGGCUGCGAAUCUGACGUAUAUGCCCUCAUCCAGCGGCUCUGCCCGCUCCCUGAAUUGUGGAUGCAGCAGUGCCAGCUGCUGCACUGUGGCAACCUACGACAAGGACAAUCAGGCCCAAACCCAAGCCAUCGCUGCCGGCACCGCCACCACCGCCAUCGGAACCUCUACCACCUACCCUGCCAACCAGAUGGUCAACAACAAUGAGAAUGCAGGCUCUCUAAGUCCGUCAGGUGGGGUGGGCAGCCCCGUGUCAGGGACCCCUAAGCAGCUAGCCAGCAUCAAAAUAAUCUACCCCAAUGACUUGGCGAAGAAGAUGACCAAAUGCAGCAAGAGUCACCUGCCAAGCCAGGGCCCUGUCAUCAUUGACUGCAGGCCCUUCAUGGAGUACAACAAAAGUCACAUCCAAGGAGCUGUCCACAUUAACUGUGCCGAUAAGAUCAGCCGGCGGAGACUGCAGCAGGGCAAGAUCACGGUCUUAGACUUGAUUUCCUGUAGGGAAGGCAAGGACUCUUUCAAGAGGAUCUUUUCCAAAGAAAUUAUAGUUUAUGAUGAGAAUACCAAUGAGCCGAGCCGAGUGAUGCCCUCCCAGCCACUUCACAUAGUCCUCGAGUCCCUGAAGAGAGAAGGCAAAGAACCUCUGGUGUUGAAAGGUGGACUUAGCAGUUUCAAGCAGAACCAUGAAAACCUCUGUGACAACUCCCUCCAGCUCCAAGAGUGCCGGGAGGUGGGGGGCGGCGCAUCUGCAGCCCCCAGCAAGCUACCUCAGUCCAUCCCCACCACCCCUGACAUCGAGAAUGCGGAGCUGACGCCCAUCUUGCCCUUCCUGUUCCUCGGCAAUGAGCAGGACGCUCAGGACCUGGACACCAUGCAGCGGCUGAACAUCGGCUACGUCAUCAACGUCACCACUCACCUGCCCCUCUACCACUACGAGAAAGGCCUGUUCAACUACAAGAGGCUGCCGGCUACUGACAGCAACAAGCAGAACCUGAGGCAGUACUUUGAAGAGGCUUUUGAGUUCAUCGAGGAAGCUCACCAGUGUGGGAAAGGGCUUCUCAUCCAUUGCCAAGCUGGCGUGUCCCGUUCUGCCACCAUCGUCAUUGCAUACUUGAUGAAGCACACUCGGAUGACCAUGACUGAUGCCUAUAAAUUUGUCAAAGGCAAACGACCAAUUAUUUCCCCAAACCUUAACUUCAUGGGGCAGUUACUGGAGUUUGAGGAAGACCUAAACAAUGGUGUGACACCUCGGAUCCUUACACCAAAGCUGAUGGGCGUGGAAACGGUCGUCUGACACAAGUCUGGAGGAAAGGAUGACUCGUCUCCGUUAAGAGACAAAGAGAAAGAAGGAUGGAUUCUUUUUUUCCCUUUUUCUUUCUUUUUCUUCUUUUUUCUCUCUUUCUUUUUUUUUUUUAGAUGGGGGUCAAGUUUGUGAAUGGAAACAAAACUUGUUUAAAAACUUAUUUUUCACAAGUGUGAGAAGAAAUUAUCUUUUGAUGCCGUUGAGAUUUCCUUCCCUCGAACUGAUAAAGCAGGGAGGCUAGAGCUAGAGUAAUUUUUUAAAGCCAACAAUAAAAAUAUGAUAAAACUCAUUUCUUCCCCCCUUUUCCUUUUAAGCUAUUUGUAGAGUUGAUGAUUAAAUAGUCUGUGCAGGUUCAUAGACCGAAGAUACUACAACUUAAACAAAUUAAAAAGAACCAAAAGUAAGAGACAGAAAAGACAUUGAAUCACAAAGGCCCAAGAGCUGCCUGGGCCAUCCACACAGGAAAAAAAAAACAACCCAACCAAACCAAGCCCUGUAGUACUCACUGGUGCAAAGAGAAAAUCAGGGCAGCUUAAGUGGUCUAAGAACCCUUCACAUUCUUAAAGAGACAAAAGAUACUGUUGAUUUUGUGUGUUUCAUACUCUGGAUUAUCCCCCCCCCCCCUUCUUUGGGUUUAAGAGAUUUUUUUUUUUUUUUUUUUUUGAAAUAGCGAGGAACUGACCAUUAUACCAUAUGCCUUCACUGGCUUCUUGUGCAAUAAUACGGUGUUUUGAGUGUGCAAACAAGUUAGAGCUGGCAGUCGAUGAUAGACAAAUAGUGCAAAUUUGCCAGCUUGGAGAUAGAAAGGAAUUCAAUAAAAAUCAAUUACUUUCCUUCCCACCUUUUCCCUAAAUUUUUUUUUUUUAUUUGAUUCUGGUUACAGUGCCAUAAACCUUGUUACAUAUGUAUAUCAGAAUGUAAAAAAAAAAAAAAAAAAAAAAA
Molecule: messenger RNA, 2582 nt
Organism: Mustela erminea (ermine)
Lineage: Eukaryota; Metazoa; Chordata; Mammalia; Carnivora; Mustelidae
Gene: DUSP10
Product: dual specificity phosphatase 10
Exons: 4
Coding region: 183-1631 (482 amino acids)
Biological process (GO): protein dephosphorylation; negative regulation of JUN kinase activity
Cellular component (GO): cytoplasm; cytosol
Molecular function (GO): MAP kinase tyrosine/serine/threonine phosphatase activity; protein tyrosine/threonine phosphatase activity
Source: RefSeq, a predicted model, not a curated record